UCCUACCUCCCUCUUAGCUUGCCUCCGUCUUCCUCUCAACAUUUUAUUUGAAGGAGCUUCCACCCUUCUUCUACACCACCAAUUCGUAUCCAUCUCCCUCUUAGCAAAAGGAUUCAUUCACCUUUUAUACACGAUCAUGGCGGAUGAAGUGAAAGUCAAGCUACAUUGGCUCGAUGGCUCCCGGGCUCAGAGCACUCUCUUCCUGCUCGAAGAGCUGGGGAUCCCGUACGAGCUCGAGAUUUACCAUCGCCAAAAGACCAUGCUGGCGCCGCCCGAGCUCAAGAAAAUUCACCCACUGGGCAAGUCGCCUGUGAUCACUGUCACGGCACCGGAUGUCCCUGAGCCUAUCGUUCUCGCAGAGAGUGCGUUCAUCACGCAAUACCUAUGCGACCACUUUCCCAAGGGCAAGGCUCUUGUGCCACAGCGCUGGAAAGACGGCAAGGAGGGCAAGGUCGGCGGUGAGACAGAUGAAUGGAUGCGGUACCAGUACCUGCUGUACUACAUCGAGGGCAGCUUCAUGUUCACUAUGGUUCUGCACUUUAUCCUUAGUGGGCUCAAAGGAAACAACGUCCCGUUCUUCGUCCGGCCUCUUACGACACUCAUCGCAAACCAGUUGAUCGCCAUGAUCGUCCUGCCAAACAUGAAGCGUCACUUCGGGAUGAUGGAGCAGUUCCUGGAGACAUCACCUGGCGGCGGCGAUUACAUGUGUGGUCGUAACAUUACUGGUGCCGACAUCAUGCUCUCCUACCCGCUCAUUGUCGGAAAGGAUGGCGCGUUUGAUGGCAUCGGCAAGUGGGAAAAGGGCUCGUUCAAGGAGACAUUCCCGAAACUCCACGCCUACGCCGAGCGUCUGGCAGCAGAGCCGGGAUGGAACAGAUCGGUAGAUAAGAUCAAGGAGAUCGAGGGCGGCUUUUCCAUCCUGCCCAACCCUGGCGGCCAACCGUCUGCGCGUAUCUAAGACGACGGCCCGGCCUCAAACCUGGCCAAGCCGUCUUAUGGCCGCAGAACAAGCCUUUUUUUCGGGCGGCACCUGUUACCAGGUUGGCCGAGAAA
Molecule: messenger RNA, 1053 nt
Organism: Chaetomium fimeti
Lineage: Eukaryota; Fungi; Ascomycota; Sordariomycetes; Sordariales; Chaetomiaceae
Exons: 3
Coding region: 137-958 (273 amino acids)
Source: RefSeq, a predicted model, not a curated record